CCACCCUCACCUGCACCAGCAGUUCAGUUCGGGACUCUGCUCGCUCCAACAAACUUCGCCACCACCGCACGAAACUCGAAUUUCACCAUGGCCACCUCUGUCAGAUCGACACAACUUUCCACCAAACGAACGAUAACGCAGCAUGGCGGCGGCUUCGGCAGCGGCUUCAGCAGCGGCGUCAGCAUCGGCGGCGGCGGCUAUGCCGGCGGCUAUGGCAGUGGCUAUGGCAGCGGCGGCUUGGCCCGGACCUCGUUCCGCUCUUCCGUGGGCUCAAGUCGGGGAGUGUCAGCUGGCAAGCGGGCUUACAGUAUAGCUGGAAUUUCGACAAGACCGGCAAUAUCCACCUCAUCCCAAUUCAGGCUUGGUUCUGGUUUGAGUGCGACGACAGCGGCCCUUGAUCUAAACGCUCCCUUACCAACAAUUGACACCAGUCUGCAAAGAGUUCGGGAGCAGGAGACGAAGGAGCUCACUUCGCUCAACAACCAGUUUGUUUCUUUCAUUGACAGGGUUCGCUAUCUCGAAGAGGUAAAUACACAACUGAAGAUCAAACUGGACCUCCUGAAGAAACAAGGGACUUACACAUCCAACAUCGAUAACAUGUUCCAAGCUUACAUUGACAACCUCAACAAGCAACUGGAAAGUCUUGGGCAGGAGAAGCUGAAGUUCGAGUCGGAUCUUGUGCAGAUGCAAGGUCUAGUUGAGGACUUUAAGGGCAAAUACGAAGAUGAAAUUAACAAGCGGACAGAAAUGGAAAACGAGUUCGUCAUGGUCAAGAAGGAUGUCGAUGAAUCCUACAUGAACAAGGUGGAACUGGAAGCGAAACUGGAAAGCCUGAUGGAUGAAAUCGAAUUCCUCAAGACAAUCUUCCAAGAGGAAAUCCGCGAGCUGGAGGCACAGAUUCAGAACACUUCUGUCAGCGUGCAAGUAGACACUGGUCGCACUCUGGAUGUGGCAGCGAUCAUUAAUGAAGUCAAGGCCCAAUACCAAAUGAUGGCAGAUAGAAACCGCUUAGAGUGUGACCAAUGGAAAAAGGCCAAGAUGAACGAACUCAGCAUGGCACCUGGAGGUUAUGGAGAUGAAAUGCGAACGAUCAAAUUAGAGUGUAAUGAACUGCACAGUCGCAUCCGGAAACUGACCUCGGAUAUCGAUCAACUCAAGCAGCAGCGUUUGAGACUGGAGGCUGCAAUCACAGAAGCGGAGGAACGCGGCGAGAUGUCUCUCAGAGAGAGUAAAGAGACGAUUGUGAAACUGCAAGAAGCCAUCCAGAAAGCAAAGCAAGAGAUUACCAAGCAAAUGCGCGAAAUCGAAGAGCUGAUGCAUGUCAAGAUGAGCCUGGAUAUUGAAAUUAACACCUACCAGAAGCUACUGGAGGGAGAGGAGGCCAGGAUGUUAGAAGGGGUAAAAACACUCAACAUCCAGCAAGUGCAACAGCAAGGUAACUUUGGUGACUCCUUUUAUCAGAGUGGUCUGGGCUCAAUGGAAACCUCUCGCAUCACAGGAGAACGAUUGGAAACCACUAAGAACAUACUGGUGAAAACAAUUGAGCAAUUGGAUGGUGUUACAGUUUCAUCAACAACAAGUACUUUGCAAUAAUGCAAAAGAAUUCCUUGCAUUAUGAGUCUCAAGCAACUAAACCAUUUUAUUGCUUUCUCUUGUUCAUUUGUCAUCUUUAUUUGAGAGUUCAACUCUGUUAAUUCUGGCUUUGCAUAUUUGGAAAACUGUUAAAAUGCUGACACUGUUAAAUCCUUUGUAUACAUCUUGAGAUCUCUAUUAGGGAGGGACUGGUCACAAUCUAUUGAUAUUCUUAAUUACUGAUCAUUCUGUCAGAUACAACACAGGCUACACAAACUAAUAAAUUUACUUGUAAUUGUGCCAUGUGACUUCAGUAGCAAUAUAUUGGAUUAACUUUCAUGGAUUUAUCAUUGAUUUGUUGGCAUGGGUAUCAACUGCUAUGAAUGAUUCAGUAAAUCCUUGACUUUCUGUGACUUUGGUUCUCAGAGGUUGACAAAUGGUUACAAAUCUGUCGAGUUGGGUUUUUGAAUAAACUUUUGAAUCUGCUAACAUUUGAAUUGUUGGUUGCUUUAAAAUAAGAAAUAAAGUUUCAUGAAUCUGUA
Pristis pectinata (smalltooth sawfish) is the source of this 2114-nucleotide messenger RNA. Its product is annotated as keratin, type II cytoskeletal 8-like. The transcript has 9 exons. Gene Ontology annotation, cellular component: keratin filament. NCBI's taxonomy places the organism in Eukaryota, Metazoa, Chordata, Chondrichthyes, Rhinopristiformes, Pristidae. Bases 88 to 1593 code for a protein of 501 amino acids. The record is from RefSeq and is a predicted model, not a curated record.